Messenger RNA from Monodelphis domestica (gray short-tailed opossum), 11463 nucleotides. RefSeq lists its product as uncharacterized. Lineage: Eukaryota; Metazoa; Chordata; Mammalia; Didelphimorphia; Didelphidae. Gene Ontology annotation, molecular function: protein binding. The record is from RefSeq and is a predicted model, not a curated record.
GUCUCCCGCCUUUAAAAGGUUUCCACUGCUGGGCCAUCACGGCUUAAGUGUCUGGCCGCCGGAGGGAUGCGUCUCUUCGGGACACGAACAGAGCCGCCGGAGACCUGUAGCCCUACUUCCCCGCGGAGGGACGUGGGAAUUAAUGGGGCAACAGCCAAAGACGGAUACAGGAUACGAAAAAAAUUCCUCGGGAAGCUACAUAGAGCCGCCUUAUCCGGAGACUGUAGAAAAAUACAAUGGCUCUUGUUAGCCAAAGGAAAAGACAUUAAUAAAGUGGACGAUCUCAACAGGACAGCUCUGCACCUGGCCUGUGCCGCUGGGUAUCCAGAUGUUGUGUCUUUCUUAGUAGAGAGACACUGCAAACUGGAUGUUUGCGACAGCAACCACCGCACUCCUCUAAUGAAGGCUGUACAGUGCCAGCAGGAGGAGUGUGUGAGCAUCCUGCUCCUCCAUGGGGCAGACCCCAAUAUGGUGGAUGAGAGCAGCAGCUCGGCCCUCCAUUAUGCCGCAGCUGGAGGGAAUCUAAGAAUAGUAGAGAGGCUGCUAGAAAGCAAAGCCAAUAUGGAGGCAAGGGAUAAGCUUGGCCUCACACCACUUCUCUUGGCCGUUAAGAACCAUCAUGAAGCCAUGGUCGAUUUAUUUUUAAAGAAUGGAGCAAAUGUCAAUGCCAAAGAUAAUUCUAAAAGAACAGCUCUCAUGAUGGCCAUUAGUAAUAAAUUUAAUCCAACAAGCCUAGUCCAACUUAUUCUUCAAUAUGAUGUUGACCUCUCUUGCGAAGAUGAUUUCGGAUGGACAAUUAGAGACUACGUUCGUAUCAGUAGUGUUAGAGGUCAUCAAGAAUUAGUUCUUCAGUAUGUGAAGACUAAAGCUAAUGAACUCUUCCCUGAAGUCAAAACCAGUAGUCCAGAACGGGCUUCUGAUAUUGGAUUUACUUUGGGCAGACCUGCCUUGGACAAAAAUGUUCUUUCCAACUGGGAAUGUCCCAGUACUUCUCAGAAAAAUAUGACUUCUAGCAGGUCCAAACUCACUCAUUUUCAUGGGAAUCAUCCUUGUGAAUCAAUGGCACUUACUCAACGUCAGUCGAGAUCUUUAGGAGCUGGACCGUUUCCUUUACAAAAAGAUGAAAUCACUAUACAUGUAACAGAGACUGGGUCUCCACCUGGAUUUGGGUUUGUGACUCCAGUAAGGAUCACAGUCGCCCAGAGGCAUUUGGAUCCACCACGGCCUCUCACAAAAGAAGAAAGUGAAAAAGAUGCAACACAAAAAUUGGACUUUAAAGGAUCAUCAGAGGAAAGCCAAAAAGGUUUUGAUAAAAAUCACCAGGAGCAGGUUGAAGAGCAAAAAAACAAGCCUCAACACAAUGAAAUGGAAACACUGGUGGAAGAUAUUGAAGAAAAAUUACCUGAAGAUAAAAUGACUGAAAAAGUUAAUAAGUGGGCAUUUAAUGUAAAGAGUCUUCAGAGCAAUAGAAGUGAAGAGAAUAAAAUUCCUGGGGAAGAAAUUCCAAAAAUGAUCGUUUCUUCUUCCAAUGGAUCUUCAGUACCCCUGCACCAUCAAUCAAUGUGGUUUCCAUUGGGAAUAGAGGAAGAAAAGCAAUUGAAGGCAGAUAUGCCUCUCAAAACAAUCAGAGAACAAAUAAGGAAAAAAGAAAAAUUAUCCAAUAAAGAUAUGGAGAGGAAACGAUCAUUGGAACCACCUAUAGAAGCUUGGGCCAUAGAACCAAGACCAGGAGGAAAUAACUUGACACAGGAAGAAGAGCAAAACAACAAGCCUCGACAAAAUGAAAUGGAAACACUAGUGGAAUAUAUUGGAAAAACAUUACCUGAAGAUGAAAUGACUGUCAAAGAUAAUGAGCUGGAAUUUAAUGUAUGGAAUCAUCAUAGCAAUAAAAGAGUGGAGAAUAAAAUCACUGAGACAGAAACUCCAAAAAUGACUGUUUCUUAUUCCAAGGAAAGUUCAAUACCAGUAUACCAUCAAUCAGUAUUCUUCCCAAUGAGAAAAGAGAAAGAAAAGCAAUUGAGGACAGGAAUGACUCUUAAAGAAAUCAGAGAACAAAGAAAAAGAAGAGAAAAAUUAUAUAGGAACUAUAUGGAGGCGAUGCAGUCAUGGGAAGUGGAUGAACAAUCUUGGUCUAGAGAACCAAAACCAGGAGGAAAUAAUUUGACACAGAACCUACGUGCUGUGGAAGAAACCCCCAAAAUGACCAUUUCUUCUUCCAAGGAAUCUUCAAUAUCUGAGUACCAUCGUUUCAUGUGGUUCCUACUGAGAAAAGAGGAAAAAAAGCAACCGGAGGCAGACAUGCCUCUGAAAACAAUCAGAGAACAAAUAAGGAGAGAAGAAAAAUUAUCUAGUAAAGAAGUGGAGAAGAAACAGUCAUUGGAAGUGGCUGAACAAAAUCAGGCCAGAGAACCAAGACCAGGAGGAAAUAAUUUGACACAGGUUAAAGAGGAAAAGAACAAGUCUAAACACAAUGAAAUGGACACACCACUGGACGGAUUUGGAGAAAAACUACCUGAAGAUAACAUGACUGUCAAUUUUAAUAAGCUGCCAUUUAAUGUAAAGGAUCAUCAUGGCAAUGAAAGUGAGGAGAAUAAAAUCCCUGUGGAAGAAACUCCAAAACUGACUGUUCCUUCUUCCAAGGAAUCUUCAAUACCUGUGCUCCAUCGUUUCAUGAGGUUCCCACUGAAAAAAGAGAAAGAAAAGCAAUCGAGAGCAGGUAUGCCUCUUAAAACAAUCAGAGAACAAAUAAGAAGAAAAGAAAAAUUAUCCAGUAAAGAAGUGGAGAAGAAACAGUCAUUGGAAGAGCCUGAACAAUCUCAGACCACAAAACUAAGACUGGGAGAAAAUAAUUUGACACAGGUUGAAGAGGAAGAGAACAAGCCUCAACACAGUGAAAUGGAAAUGCCACUGGACGGAUUUGGAGAAAAACUACCUGAAGAUAACAUGACUGUCAAUUUUAAUAAGCUGCCAUUUAAUGUAAAGGAUCAUCAUGGCAAUGAAAGUGAGGAGAAUAAAAUCCCUGCGGAAGAAACUCCAAAACUGACUGUUCCUUCUUCCAAGGAAUCUUCAAUACCUGUGCUCCAUCGUUUCAUAAGGUUCCCACUGAAAAAAGAGAAAGAAAAGCAAUCGAGAGCAGGUAUGCCUCUUAAAACAAUCAGAGAACAAAUAAGAAGAAAAGAAAAAUUAUCCAGUAAAGAAGUGGAGAAGAAACAGUCAUUGGAAGUGGCUGAACAAUCUCAGACCACAAAACUAAGACUGGGAGAAAAUAAUUUGACACAGGUUGAAGAGGAAGAGAACAAGCCUCAACACAGUGAAAUGGAAACACCACUGGACGGAUUUGGAGAAAAACUACCUGAAGAUAACAUGACUGUCAAUUUUAAUAAGCUGCCAUUUAAUGUAAAGGAUCAUCAUGGCAAUGAAAGUGAGGAGAAUAAAAUCCCUGUGGAAGAAACUCCAAAACUGACUGUUCCUUCUUCCAAGGAAUCUUCAAUACCUGUGCUCCAUCGUUUCAUAAGGUUCCCACUGAAAAAAGAGAAAGAAAAGCAAUCGAGAGCAGGUAUGCCUCUUAAAACAAUCAGAGAACAAAUAAGAAGAAAAGAAAAAUUAUCCAGUAAAGAAGUGGAGAAGAAACAGUCAUUGGAAGAGCCUGAACAAUCUCAGACCACAAAACUAAGACUGGGAGAAAAUAAUUUGACACAGGUUGAAGAGCAAAAGAACAAGCCUCAACACAGUGAAAUGGAAAUUCCAGUGGAAGAAAUUGCAGAAAAAUUACCUGAAGAUAACAUGACUGUCAAUUUUAAUAAGCUGCCAUUUGAUGUAGAGGAUCAUCAUGGCAAUGAAAUUGAGGAGAAUAAAAUCCCUGUGGAAGAAACUCCAAAACUGACUGUUCCUUCUUCCAAGGAAUCUUCAAUACCUGUGCUCCAUCGUUUCAUAAGGUUCCCACUGAAAAAAGAGAAAGAAAAGCAAUCGAGAGCAGGUAUGCCUCUUAAAACAAUCAGAGAACAAAUAAGAAGAAAAGAAAAAUUAUCCAGUAAAGAAGUGGAGAAGAAACAGUCAUUGGAAGUGGCUGAACAAUCUCAGACCACAAAACUAAGACUGGGAGAAAAUAAUUUGACACAGGUUGAAGAGCAAAAGAACAAGCCUCAACACAGUGAAAUGGAAAUACCAGUGGAAGAAAUUGCAGAAAAAUUACCUGAAGAUAACAUGACUGUCAAUUUUAAUAAGCUGCCAUUUGAUGUAGAGGAUCAUCAUGGCAAUGAAAUUGAGGAGAAUAAAAUCCCUGUGGAAGUAACUCCAAAAAUGACCCUUUCUUCUUCCAAGGAAUCUUCAAUACCUGUGCUCCAUCGUUUCUUGUGGUUCCCACUGAAAAAAGAGGAAAAAAAGCAAUCAAAGGCAGGUAUGCCUCUGAAAACAAUCAGAGAACAAAUAAGGAGAAAAGAAAAAUUAUCUAGUAAAGAAGUGGAGAAGAAACAGUCAUUGGAAGUGGCUGAACAAUCUCGGGCCAGAGAACCACGACAAGGAGGAAAUAAUUUGACACAGGUUGAGGAGCAAAAGAACAAGCCUCAACACAAUGAAAUGGAAACACUAGUGGAAGAAAUUGCAGAAAAAUUACCGGAAGACAAAAUGACUGUCAAUUUUAAUAAACUGUCAUUUAAUGUAAAGGAUCAUUAUGGCAAUGAAAGUGAGGAGAAUAAAAUCCCUGUGAAGGAAACUCAACAAAUGACUGUUCCUUCUUCCAAGGAAUCUUCAAUACCUGUGCACCAUCGUUUCAUGUGGUUCCCACUGAAAAAAGAGGAAGAAAAGCAAUCAAAGGCAGGUAUGCCUCUGAAAACAAUCAGAGAACAAAUAGGAAGAAAAGAAAAAUUAUCCAGUAAAGAUGUGAGGAAGAAACAGUCAUUGGAAGUGGCUGAACAAUCUCGGGCCAGAGAACCAGGACCAGGAGGACAUAAUUUAAAACAGGUUGAAGAGCAAAAGAAGAAGCCUCCACACUGUGAAAUACAAAUACCAGAGGAGGAAUUUGGAGAAAAUUUAACUGAAGACAAAAUGUCUGUAAAAGUUAAUGAGCUAGCAUUUAAUGUAAAGAAUCAUCAGUGCAACAAAAGUGAGGAGAAUAAAAUUCCUGGGGAAGAAAUUCCAAAAAUGACCAUUUCUUCUUCCAAGGAAAGUUCAGUAUCUGGACAACAUUUUUUAAAGUGGUUUCCACUGGGAAAAAAGAAAGAAAAACAACCGAAGGCAGGCAUGUUCUUUAAAACAAUCAGAGAACAUUUAAGAAGAAAAGAAAAAUUAUAUAGUGAAGGAGUGGAGAUGAAACAAUCAUAUCAACUCACUGUACAAUCUCUCGACAGAGAACCAAGACCAGGAGGAAAUAAUUUGAAACAGGUUGAAGAGCAAAAAAACAAGCCUCAGCACAAUGAAAUGGAAACACUGGUGGAAGAAAUUGGAGAAAAAUUACCUGAAGAUAAAAUGACUGAAAAAGUUAAUAAGUGGGCAUUUAAUGUAAAGAGUCUUCAGAGCAAUAAAAGUGAAGAGAAUAAAAUUCCUGGGGAAGAAAUUCCAAAAAUGAUCGUUUCUUCUUCCAAUGGAUCUUCAGUACCCCUGCACCAUCAAUCAAUGUGGUUUCCAUUGGAAAAAGAGGAAGAAAAGCAAUUGAAGGCAGAUAUGCCUCUCAAAACAAUCAGAGAACAAAUAAGGAGAAAAGAAAAAUUAUCCAGUAAAGAUGUGGAGAGGAAACGAUCAUUGGAACCACCUAUAGAAGCUUGGGCCAUAGAACCAAGAUCAGGAGGAAAUAAUUUGACACAGGAAGAAGAGCAAAACAAGCCUCGACAAAAUGAAAUGGAAACACUGGUGGAAUAUAUUGGAAAAACAUUACCUGAAGAUGAAAUGACUGUCAAAGAUAAUGAGCUAGAAUUUAAUGUAUGGAAUCAUCAUAGCAAUAAAAGAGAGGAGAACAAAAUCACUGAGACAAAAACUCCAAAAAUGACUGUUUCUUAUUCCAAGCAAAGUUCAAUACCAGUAUACCAUCAAUCAGUAUUCUUCCAAAUGAGAAAAGAGAAAGAAAAGCAAUUGAGGAAAGGAAUGACUUUUAAAGAAAUCAGAGAACAAAGAAAAAGAAGAGAAAAAUUACAUAAGAGAUAUAUCGAGGCGUUGCAGUCAUGGGAUGUGGCUGAAAAAUCUUGGUCUAGAGAACCAAAACCACGAGGAAAUAAUUUGACACAGAACCUACGUACUGUGGAAAAAACCCCAAAAAUGACCAUUUCUUCUUCCAAGAAAUCUUCAAUAUCUGAGUACCAUCGUUUCAUGUGGUUCCUACUGAGAAAAGAGGAAAAAAAGCAACCGAAGGCAGGUGUGCCUCUGAAAACAAGCAGAGAACAAAUAAGGAGAAAAGAAAAAUUAUCUAGUAAAGAAAUGGAGAAGAAACAGUCAUUGGAAGUGGCUGAACAAUCUCAGACCAGAGAACCAAGACCAGGAGGAAAUAAUUUGACACAGGUUGAAGAGCAAAAGAACAAGCCUCAACACAGUGAAAUGGAAACACCACUGGAGGGAUUUGGAGAAAAACUACCUGAAGAUAAAAUGACGGUCAAUUUUAAUAAGCUACCAAGUAAUAAAAAGGAUCAUCAUGGCAAUAAAAGUGAGGAGAAUAAAAUCCCUGCGGAAAAAACUCCAAAACUGACUGUUCCUUCUUCCAAGGAAUCUUCAAUACCUGUGCUCCAUCGUUUCAUGAGGUUCCCACUGAAAAAAGAGAAAGAAAAGCAAUCGAAGGCAAGUAUGCCUCUGAAAACAAUCAGAGAACAAAUAAAAAGAAAAGGAUCCAGUAAAGAAGUGGUGAAGAAACAGUCAUGGGAAACUAAACAAUCUUGGACCAGAGAACUAAGACCAGGAGAAAAUAAUUUGACACAGGUUGAAGAGGAAGAAAACAAGGCUCAACACAGUGAAAUGGAAACACCAGUGGAUGGAUUUGGAGAAAAAUUGCCUGAAGAUAACAUGACUGUCAAUUGUAAUAAGCUGCCAUUUAAUGUAAAGGAUCAUCAUGGCAAUGAAAGUGAGGAGAAUAAAAUCCCUGUGGAAGAAACCCCAAAACUGACUGUUCCUUCUUCCAAGGAAUCUUCAAUACCUGUGCUCCAUCAUUUCAUAAGGUUCCCACUGAAAAAAGAGAAAGAAAAGCAAUCGAAAGCAGGUAUGCCUCUUAAAACAAUCAGAGAACAAAUAAGAAGAAAAGAAAAAUUAUCCAGUAAAGAAGUGGAGAAGAAACAGUCAUUGGAAGUGCCUGAACAAUCUCAGACCACAAAACUAAGACUGGGAGAAAAUAAUUUGACACAGGUUGAAGAGGAAGAAAACAAGGCUCAACACAGUGAAAUGGAAACACCAGUGGAUGGAUUUGGAGAAAAAUUGCCUGAAGAUAACAUGACUGUCAAUUGUAAUAAGCUGCCAUUUAAUGUAAAGGAUCAUCAUGGCAAUGAAAGUGAGGAGAAUAAAAUCCCUGUGGAAGAAACUCCAAAACUGACUGUUCCUUCUUCCAAGGAAUCUUCAAUACCUGUGCUCCAUCAUUUCAUAAGGUUCCCACUGAAAAAAGAGAAAGAAAAGCAAUCGAAAGCAGGUAUGCCUCUUAAAACAAUCAGAGAACAAAUAAGAAGAAAAGAAAAAUUAUCCAGUAAAGAAGUGGAGAAGAAACAGUCAUUGGAAGUGCCUGAACAAUCUCAGACCACAAAACUAAGACUGGGAGAAAAUAAUUUGACACAGGUUGAAGAGCAAAAGAACAAGCCUCAACACAGUGAAAUGGAAAUUCCAGUGGAAGAAAUUGCAGAAAAAUUACCUGAAGAUAACAUGACUGUCAAUUUUAAUAAGCUGCCAUUUGAUGUAGAGGAUCAUCAUGGCAAUGAAAUUGAGGAGAAUAAAAUCCCUGUGGAAGUACCUCCAAAAAUGACCCUUUCUUCUUCCAAGGAAUCUUCAAUACCUGUGCUCCAUCGUUUCUUGUGGUUCCCACUGAAAAAAGAGGAAAAAAAGCAAUCAAAGGCAGGUAUGCCUCUGAAAACAAUCAGACAACAAAUAGGAAGAAAAGAAAAGUUAUCUAGUAAAGAAGUGGAGAAGAAACAGUCAUUGGAAGUGGCUGAACAAUCUCGGGCCAGAGAACCACGACAAGGAGGAAAUAAUUUGACACAGGUUGAGGAGCAAAAGAACAAGCCUCAACACAAUGAAAUGGAAACACUAGUGGAAGAAAUUGCAGAAAAAUUACCGGAAGACAAAAUGACUGUCAAUUUUAAUAAACUGUCAUUUAAUGUAAAGGAUCAUUAUGGCAAUGAAAGUGAGGAGAAUAAAAUCCCUGUGAAGGAAACUCAACAAAUGACUGUUCCUUCUUCCAAGGAAUUUUUAAUACCUGUGCACCAUCGUUUCAUGUGGUUCCCACUGAAAAAAGAGGAAGAAAAGCAACCAAAGGCAGGUAUGCCUCUUAAAACAAUCAGAGAACAAAUAGGAAGAAAAGAAAAAUUAUCCAGUAAAGAUGUGAGGAAGAAACAGUCAUUGGAAGUGGCUGAACAAUCUUGGGCCAGAGAACCAGGACCAGGAGGACAUAAUUUAAAACAGGUUGAAGAGCAAAAGAAGAAGCCUCCACACUGUGAAAUACAAAUACCAGAGGAGGAAUUUGGAGAAAAUUUAACUGAAGACAAAAUGUCUGUAAAAGUUAAUGAGCUAGCAUUUAAUGUAAAGAAUCAUCAGUGCAACAAAAGUGAGGAGAAUAAAAUUCCUGGGGAAGAAAUUCCAAAAAUGACCAUUUCUUCUUCCAAGGAAAGUUCAGUAUCUGGACAACAUUUUUUAAAGUGGUUUCCACUGGGAAAAAAGAAAGAAAAACAACCGAAGGCAGGCAUGUUCUUUAAAACAAUCAGAGAACAUUUAAGAAGAAAAGAAAAAUUAUAUAGUGAAGGAGUGGAGAUGAAACAAUCAUAUCAACUCACUGUACAAUCUCUCGACAGAGAACCAAGACCAGGAGGAAAUAAUUUGAAACAGAUUGAUGAAGAGCGGUAUGAAACUCUUGGUCAGAAUGACAGAGCUUUGCAAGAUGGACUUCUGAGUAACCAUCUUAGGAAGCAGAAUGAAAUAGAAGCAACUGCUCUCGAAGUGAAUCAGAUGUGUGAGAUUCCUGAUUAUCAUGAAAAAGAAAAACCUGUGCUGCAAAAAAACAAUCUCCUUCUGGAUGAAAUUGGCGUGUUCCUACUGGCAGGAGACACAGGAAAAAUUGAAAAGAGGGAGAAAGAAAGUAGACAUAUCAAAGAAAAUGAAGUUUCAAAAGAAAAGAUUGAUGAGCUUCAAAAGAAAUUAAAACUGAGUGAGGAGACUUUAAGAACAAAACUAUCCGAGGCCAACAAACAGCUUAAUUUUCUGAUGAUUAAGAAUAGAAAGCUGACAUCUAAGUGGAAGAAAGAAAAGCAAAAAAGAGCCAGAGUAGGGAAAGACAAGCAAUCAUGCCACUUGUGUUCUGCUAUUCCUGAUCCGAAACAAUGUCAGACAUCAAAACAAGACCUUGCAUAUGCCUUUCAGCAAGAACGAGAUGAAUGGCUUCGCAUAAAGGAUCAACUGAAUUAUGACUUGUCUAGGGAAAGAGAUCGCAAUGAUUUUCUUGCACAACAGCUUGAGGAAGCUGACAGUGAAGUCAAUAGCUUACAAAACCAGCUAAUCCAUUUGCACUGUUCCUAUAGAGAGAAGGCAUUGAUUUUAGAAAGCACAGAGAGAGCCCUACACCAGGCACAGUUUCAUAUAAAGGAACUCAAACGCAUCAAUAACAUACAAAAUGAAAAACAGCAUGAAUAUACUGCCAAAGAAGAAUGCUUUCAAGGAAAAUUAGCUGAAAUCCACAGUGAAAAUAUGGUGCUUCAACAGCAGCUAGAAAAUGCCCCCGAAAGAGUCAUCAUUAAAAAAAAGGUAGUAAAGGACGUCCAGGUAAACUUUAGUGAUCCCUUCGCUAAAGUUCAUGCUGAUAGAGAAAAGCAAGUUCUUUUGGUCGAAGAGAGGAAUAAAGAGUUAAUCGAUGACUGUAAUCACUCAAGAGAGCAAGGGUGCACAUAUGAGAAGGAGCAAAAAGAAAGAGAGGGCACAAUAAAGGAGCUUCAACAGCAACUUGCUGAUGCCCUGAAAAGGCAAUCCACGUUGGAAGUGUUCCUAGAGGUUAUUUUUUGUUAUAUACAUGAUUUAGAAGAUAAGAAGCAACAACUACAGAAGGAAACAGAGGAAAUCAAGAGUAAGCUGCGGGAAUCUGAAGGACGGCAUCCGAAGGCAGAGCCCUGGACUAAUGAUUUAGAAGAUGGUGAACAAAAGCUGGAAAUGGAAAAUGGCAGAUUAGAAGCUACAGCCAAAGAACUUCUGGGCAAAAUGGAAGAGAUGGAGGAAAACCUGUUGGAUCCUAAAUGGCUUGAUCCUGAACGGGGGAAAGGAAAGACGCUCGUUGAGUUGAAGCAAUCUUUGGUGGCAAGUCUAGACGACCAAAGGAAGAGAAAUGAAGAAGUAGAGCAAGACAUCGGGAGACCAAGAAAAAAGAAAUUAGAAGAAGAUGACAAAGGAGAUCUGGCUUCCCAGGAAGCCCUGAAACAGGCAUGUUCUCAAGUGGAAGAUGCACAAAUGAAUACGUUACGAAACCAGAAGGAGGAACUUGCACAGCAAGUGGAAGCAGCAUCUUCAAAAUGUAACCAAUUGGAAUGGACAAUUCAAGGUCUUCGACAAGAGUUACUUUCUAAGGAAAGUCUGGAAGAGAAAAAUGGCAAACUGGAAAAGGAAAAGAGCCAAUUGGAAGAAGAAAUAGCUAAUCUGAAGCAUCGUUUUAAAAUGACUAUGCUAGAGCACAGACAAGUAGAACAAUACAAAUCUGAGGUGGAUGAACAAGCAACACAAGAGAUUAUAGGAAAACUGAGAACAAUCAAACUAUUUUUGCAGACACAAGCAGCAUUCCAAAACAACACAGAACAAUUAGGAGAAAAUCACCAAGCUCCAAGAGGAAAUGAAAUGGAGUGGCGAAUGAAAUAUAUGGAAGCUGAACUGUCCACAUUAAGAAGCUCCUAUCAGGAUGCUGAGGAACAGCUGGAGAGAAACACACAACUCUAUUUUAAGGAACUAAAAGCCAAUGAAUCAUUAUCCAAGGAAUUAGAUAGAGCUAACAGGAGACUACUGAAGGUGAGUGCCAAACUCCGAAAUGAAAGGCAGAGGAAUGAAACUUUAAGGGCCAGUUUUACUGCAAGUCCCGUUCUGGAGCCACCUCCUACUGAGCCUCCUAACAGUAGUUCACUCUUAAAUGGAGGACUGAUUCCAAGAGGAAACAGGACAUGCUUUGAACAGUAGAGCCAAAGCCUAUUUUAGAAAGGUUUUUGAUGAAGUGAAAAUUUUGAAAAGGAACCAAGCAGAGAACUUCAAAAUUGGAAAUCACAAAGAGUUAUUAAGAAUUAUUAAAGUAUUUGUAUUUGUAGAAAUAAAAAUUGUUGACAUUUA